This is a messenger RNA of Microtus ochrogaster (prairie vole), 933 nucleotides long. RefSeq names its product olfactory receptor 10J1-like. The record is from RefSeq and is a predicted model, not a curated record. Gene Ontology annotation, cellular component: membrane. NCBI's taxonomy places the organism in Eukaryota, Metazoa, Chordata, Mammalia, Rodentia, Cricetidae. Gene Ontology annotation, molecular function: G protein-coupled receptor activity; olfactory receptor activity. Gene Ontology annotation, biological process: G protein-coupled receptor signaling pathway.
AUGAAGAGAGCCAACUUCACAGGGGUAAGAGAGUUUGUUUUCCAAGGUUUCUCUGACUUCCAAGAAUAUCAACUCACGCUCUUUGUUGUCUUCUUUGUCCUGUACGUCCUGACUCUGGCUGGCAAUGUCAUCAUUGUGACCAUUAUCCGUAUUGACCACCACCUUCACACUCCCAUGUAUUUCUUCUUAAGUGUUCUCUCCACCUCAGAGACCUUCUAUUCUCUGGUCAUCAUCCCACGAAUGCUUGGUAGCCUUGUGGGUCUAAGCCAAACCAUCUCCCUGGAGUGCUGUGGGAUGCAGCUCUAUUUUUUCCUUGGAUUUGGAAUCACCAACUGUCUCCUGCUAGCAGUCAUGGGUUAUGAUCGUUAUGUGGCCAUCUGCAACCCACUCCGUUAUAGCGUCAUCAUGAAUUGGAGGGUGUGUGCCAUUCUGGCAUCUUCAGUCUGUGCCACGGGGUUCCUUCUCUCACUAGUUCAGGCUAUGUCCAUUUUUAGGCUGCCCUUCUGCAACUCACUGAUUGAACAUUUCUUCUGUGAUAUCCGACCUAUCCUGAAUCUGGCAUGUACAGUGCCAGUCAUCAAUGACAUCUUGACGUUAGUUAUCACCCUCCUGGUAAUCACAGUACCUGCCACCUUCAUAUUUGUCUCCUAUGUCCUCAUUAUUUCCACCAUUCUCAAGAUCUCCUCAGCCGGUGGCUGGAAAAAACCUUUUGCCACCUGCAGCUCCCACCUCACUGUAGUUGUGAUCCAUUAUGGUUGUGCUUCCAUUGUCUACUUCAAGCCCAAGUCAGAGAACACCAGGGACCAGGACCAGCUGAUCUCAGUGACUUACACUGUUAUAACCCCUCUACUAAACCCUGUUGUGUAUAGUCUGAGAAACAAAGAAGUCCAGGAUGCUCUACGGAGAAUGAUGGGGAGAAAAUCCUUAUCAUAG